UUUUUUUUUUUUUUUUUUUUUUUUUGAAAAAUGCAAGUGUAAUUUUACCAAAGUAUCCGGUCAUAUCCAUGGGCACGAUGCGCACGAGGUUCUUGCUCUUGUAGAGCUCCCUGAGGAACAGCUGGGCCAGAAAGAAGAGCAGCACGAGAUUCGGACUGUCUGCCGGUAUGCCGGACUCCAUCGCGCUGCAAAAGAAGGCGAGUUUCUUUUGCUCUCAGUCUCUCACUCUCGCUUCAGCCGAAUGUAGGACACACGGGUGUUCUAUAUAUACACGUCGCGCGGACGUGUGCGGGUGAUAGAGAGCGAGAGAGAGAGAGAGAGAGAGAGAGACUGCACGAAACGUACCUGCGCAUCUGGGGUAGGACCAUCUGGGAGGUGCUCUUGCAAGCUUCGACACAGUUGCGCCUGAGCUUGCGGAUCUUCUCCCGGAGCUCGGGAGAGUCGCGCGGCUGGCCGAUGCUGAUCAGCAGGUCCCGGAACUGCGCCACCUGGCUGUUUAUCUCGUGGAUGUGCUGAAAGGGAGAGAUCGUUAGCACGUGCGGCUGACUCGGCGCGCGCCAACUGGAGCGUAUACGCGCGGCCGUCGUCGCACGUGACGACCAGAGUCCCGAGCUGCUGCUGAGAAACAAGGAAUGAGGGAGAGUUUAGAUGGUUCACCUACCGCGGCUAUGCUCGACUCGGACCUCUCGUCAAAGAGGCAGGCUCUGCUGUUGGCCUGAGCAGCGCCCUGAGGCCCCGACUCCGUCAUCGUUCGCCGCCUUCGGAGAUGCUGCUGCUGGCUGCAUCGUCGCGCGGCUGGCAGCUGCAGGGCCGUCGCCGUCGUCCUGCCCUCGGCAGCCUUUGCCUCAUGAUUCUCCUUGGCCGUCGUCGUGUUCCUCCGGCUGCUCCUCCUGGCUCACUUCCUCCCCCCCUCUUCCUGCUGUUGCUGUUGCUGUUGCUGCUGCUGCUGCUGCUGCUGCUGCACUACCUCUAACUGCUGCUGGCGCAUGCUAUGCAACAACCGCCGCACUGAACCGACCUGUACCGACGGAUAAGCCGAGAGAGCGAGCUUGCAAGCGCCUCCGACGACGACGACUAUACUCGUGCUUCCGACCGCGAGGGCUGCGCGCGACCGACUGACUCCGCGUGCUGCUGCGCUGCGAGAGCUCUCCGCACCUCGCGCAUGUCCGCUUACUCUCGCUGCUGCUGUCGCUGCCUAUAUCGGCCCAUAUCGACUGCUCUCACUCUCUCGGAGGGUGAGAAAUUCUCGCGUCGAGUGAGCGAAAGAGAGAAGAGCGAAUUUUGCCUCGGGACAUGCGAAUCGCUCUCUCCUCUCUCUCUCUCUCUCUCUCUCUCUCUCACGCUUUAUGUACUUACCUUCGUUCGCUUUAUUUUACGAGUCGGACGUGCGUCCGAGGAUCAGCCUCCCUCGCGGCUCUCCUUAUUCUCCUUUUUUUUUGGACGGCCGACUUCGCGUAAAAAAGCUCCCCUCUCCCCCUUUAAAAGAAACGCGCACCGGCUUUUUGCGCUUGUUUAAACUUAUUCAAUUUUGACGCGCGCGCGGUGUAACCCGCUUUUCUUGUGCCUCCCGUGUGUCGCGUGUAGGUCGAAACUUGUUGGCGAACUUUUUCUCCGCUUACGGCUACUUACUUCUUCGGCUUCGGCCGCGAAGUUAACGCGCGAAACUGUAUCGCGCGGGAAGGGGGCAUUGAUUAGUGCCUCAUGGCUCCGUCGAUAGUUGCGCGGCUCCUCGAGGGAGUUGAAAAUAAGUUUUUGAUCGAAUGUAGCGAGCUCUGCCUGCGGUGAAAAAUUAAUUCACAUUUAUAUACGUAUAGUUAUUAUCAAUUCGCGAAAGACUCGGCUGCUGCUGUGUGCGCGCGCGCGCGUGCAUUUUUUAUAAGAGAGAAGGAGGGCGCAUUUCGAAGAAACUUUAGCUCCGGACGUCUCUGACAGCUGGAAGACGUACGUAUAUAGAGUGCGAGAGAGAGAGAGAGAGAGAGAGAGAGAAACGCGAACCGGAUCCACGUACGCGCGGAGCUUUUAGGAUUCGGUAUCGUCUUUCCGCGAAAUUAUACGCGAGGAAUCCGAGGCAAAUGUUAAUCGAUCCCGUGCGUCUAUAGAAGACACGGCUACGGAGAGAGUAAUUCAUCAGAGUAGAGAAGAAAGGGAUAUGUAUGCCUGAAUUAUUAUCCUUUCUGGGCGGGACGAGCUGCAUAAUUUUUGAGGAUUAUAAUAAGACAUGGGUAUACUCUCUCGAUACACGCGGAGAUGAUGUACGUCGCAAUGGGCGAGAAAGAGAAGAGAGAAGAGAAAGAGGAUCAAUCCCCGGGGGUAAUUUUUGUAUCAAAUAUUACGGCUCUUUGAUGCCCACGGAACAAGUAAAAAUCGAUCGCCGCGAAUUUUCACAAUGCGGUCUCUUAUGCAAAUUCGAAAAGCCUCGUGCCAGAGGAAGAGGGUGUAUAUGCGGGAGAGGGGGAAAGAAAAAAGGAAUUAUGGUAAUGGAACGAAAAUUAGAGCCGACCUUGUUUGCGCUAGGGUUACCGCGUAAAAUAAUAUUCGUUUCUCUUAUUCUCCCAUUCCCUCCGUUCCGCGCGCCGAGAGCGACUUCAAUACACCUGCGAUAUAUACGUGCAUAUAGUCGAGUAGUGCAGUGGGAGUUUAAAAAGAAACUCGGGAGAUAGUCGCUGUCCUAGAUAUUACUCAGAUUAAAGGAUGGCUUUUUUAUAGCGGGAUACUAUAUCGCUCUACAGUAAAGUAAUUAAACAGCUGUGCAUUAUAGCUUCGAACUUCGCCUAAGACGAGAAGCGCAGACGUCUAUCGCUAUGAAAAAUUCAACGCAACGCGGCGCAAAAAUCCGAUACAGCUUGCUUGGUGACUUGUGAAAACCGAGCCGCAAGCCAAUGAGCUGGCAGGACAAAUAUACGCGGAGGCAAAGCAGUGUUAUAUAGGUACACGGAGUAAGAGACGUCGAGCUCCAUUACCGGGCGCUUUUCAGCUGGCCGCACUCGAUCGUCAAUAAGCAAGCGAGUAGCCGGAGGGGAACCUGCAGACUCGGCUCUUUAAACUUUCAGAGCCGCUUUUCCUCCUCGGCCUCGUAUCGUCGUCGCGCAGCUCAAAGGGAAUACGUGUACACCCACCCACACACACACACACAUAACGCUGCUACGUCGUCGUCUUUGGAGAAUUGUCCCUUUUGUCCCGAAAUCAGCACUAGCUCCCCUCUCUCUCUCUCUCUCUCUCUCUCUUGGGCGGUUAAUAUCGAGCUUUAUGUACGCAUGUGUCAUAUCAAUUGAGCGGCGAGUGAAUGGAGAAAUUGAAGAAGAAUGCAGCGGCGCGUACGGGGAUAGCCGCAUCAUCAGCGAAGCGAGCGAAAGAGAGAGAGAGAAAGAGCGCCGGCAGUCGACGAGCACACAUCAUGGACGACGGAGUCGCAGCAGCCGGACCUACGCUGCUCUUCCAGACGAUGAGUCUACUGCUGCUGUUACUCCUCGGCGCUGGCGCUGGAGGUGCCAGCAACGCGGCCAUCACCGUCAAGAGCUACGAGAACGACACCGUACUGCUGCCCUGUCACGUCGAGGAUCUCGGCGUGCAGACGCGAGUGCGCUGGUACCGAGCCGGUCAGUCCUCCGGUUCCAACAUCCUUUUAGCGGACAGCGACGAGCCGACGGUCAGCACGGCGAGCCAGAGGGUGAAAAUGUGGGGCAACCGAAGCCUCGAACUGGUGCAGGUCAGGCCCGAGGACAGCGGGGAGUACGUCUGCCAGGCCUCGAGGCCCGUGCCCUGGGGCGCCGUCACCCAGGUCUACGAGAUCCAGGUCAUGUAUCCGGCUAGCGCGAAACCGAUCCCGGAAUCGGGUCAGCUGGAGGUGGUGAUGGGCGAGGAGGCGACCAUGUCCUGCGUGUCCGAGGGUGUACCCAAGCCCGUCCUCGCUUGGAGCUUUCAAGGUCAGGAGUUGCCUAUACUCGCUUCCGGACAGAGGCUCAGGAUACUGGCCAACAACAGGAGCCUCGCUGGAAUCUAUAGCUGCCAGGCGAGCAACGGCAUCGGAGAGCCUGCUAAGGCCGUCAUCGAGUUGAAGAUCAAGCACAAGCCGGAAGUAACGGCGGUGACCCGUUGGCUGCACAGCGCCCCGGAGAUCCGGGCCCGACUCGAGUGCCUCGUGGUGGCCUAUCCCGAGGCCCGCCUCGACUGGUACCUGGAGAACGAGAAGGUCGUCCGGAGCCAGCGAGUCCUGCGCUACAAGCAGGACACGAGCCUGGAGGACGGCAGCGCGGCCCAGCUGCACAGCCUCGUCAUCCGCAGCGUCCAGCCUCGUGACCUGGGACACUACAGCUGUCGAGCCAGUAACGAACUCGGCCAGUCCGAGGCGAGUCUCGAGCUGUCCGGUGUGGCCAAGCCACCGCUGCUCAAGAAGGAAAUCAGGUCGUCGUCCAGCAACAGCUACAACUUCAUCUGGGAGGUCGACAGCUACAGUCCCAUCGUCGAGUACCAGUUCUGGUUCAGACAAAUGGAUUCGAGGGAAGACUGGCGAAGGCUGUUCAUACCCAGUGGCAACGAGGGAGCCGGACCGGUCUACGCGAGGUCCUUCAAUCUGACGGGGCUUCAAGCUUCCAGACAGUACGAGGCGCUGGUGCUCGCGAGAAAUAGAUUCGGAUGGAGCAGCCCGUCGAGGAUCAUCAGGUUCGCCACUGGACAGCCCUCGGGCACCGAGGAGGAGGCCUACAGGAGCGACUACAGCGCCGGCCACGAGAACAUGCCCCCAGCUGUGCAGGUGACGUCGGACUCGCAACGCUCGGAAUCUAGCUCCGGAGUCUGGGGCAGCCAUCAUCGGAACGACUCGUUCGUCCUCUGGCUGAGCUCGUUCGUCGUCCUGAUUCUCGCCAGUGGUAAAAUCCCACUGGACGGAGUGAGCUGAAAGCACAUUCUCUGAAGCUCGUCGUUUUGUAUAUCGCGUUGUCAAUAAAUUUUCAUAUAUUUUUACA
Messenger RNA from Nasonia vitripennis (jewel wasp), 4961 nucleotides. Its product is annotated as neurotrimin. Gene Ontology annotation, cellular component: neuronal cell body; axon; plasma membrane. The record is from RefSeq and is a predicted model, not a curated record. The coding region runs from base 3284 to 4894 and encodes 536 amino acids. Lineage: Eukaryota; Metazoa; Arthropoda; Insecta; Hymenoptera; Pteromalidae. The transcript is spliced from 7 exons. Gene Ontology annotation, molecular function: axon guidance receptor activity; protein binding. Gene Ontology annotation, biological process: homophilic cell-cell adhesion; synapse organization.